Molecule: messenger RNA, 888 nt
Organism: Saccharomyces eubayanus
Lineage: Eukaryota; Fungi; Ascomycota; Saccharomycetes; Saccharomycetales; Saccharomycetaceae
Gene: NSG2
Product: Nsg2p
Exons: 1
Coding region: 1-888 (295 amino acids)
Biological process (GO): sterol biosynthetic process
Cellular component (GO): endoplasmic reticulum
Source: RefSeq, a predicted model, not a curated record
AUGGCCAAUAGAAGAGAACCGGAUCCAAAAAAAAGCACCGAAUCAAUUAGUUCUUUAACUAAGCCCCAGCUUUAUUCAUUGUAUGACGAUGACGUAGUGAGAUCGGAAGAUAACGACAUUUAUGAGGAAUUGAAACGGUCUGUCUCUAUAGACUCUGGCAGAUAUAGCAGAGAUCAAACGAUUGAUUCUACGUUUGGAUAUGGCGAUAAGGUAAGUAGUUCGCUCCCUAGGAAUCCAGUAUCGUCAAAUAAUUUGGAAAGGAUAUUAUCUGCUUCAUCCAUUCACCAAAACUUCCCAUCCAGGACUAUGAAAACCCGUCAGAAUUUCGUUCAUUACUUGCAAGCCAUUUUUUUUUUAUCAUUAAGUGGCAUAGCAUACCAUGAACUAUCAAGAAACUUGCACGAUAAUCAUCUUUUACAUCCAGAAUUCGCAUCAAGACCUCUUAUUCUCGGCGUUAAAAUAUGUAAUGGGGUUUUACCGGACUGGUUGGGUUACGCCAUUGAGGGGGUGUUAUUUGGUUCUAUCAUACCGAUUCUAGAUCAGAUUUUCCAAACAGAGGUUGUUAAGAGCUCAGUACCCCACGACAGCUUGCCUUCUGUGAUUAGAAGCAUCAACGCCAUGUUAGGUGUCACGUUUGGCAUAAGAAAAAUACAGUGGAACUCUUCUCUACAAGCUGCAGGUGCAUGGGGGCUUCUGAAUGUGAUAUUAUGGUUAUUUUUCGAUGGUUCCGUAUCUAUGCUACUGAGUUGCAUCUGUAUCGGGAUAGGUUGUUGCAUUUCUUGUUAUAAAGACAUUAUUGAUGGUUCUCAGUUAGUAUAUUUCAUGGAUUUUUACUUCCUUGGUUCUUUAAUGUUCGGUAAACUAGGAAGAUAUUUAUAUUCUCAUUAA